Syngnathus typhle (broad-nosed pipefish) is the source of this 7662-nucleotide messenger RNA. It is a transcript of the gene spg11, whose product is annotated as SPG11 vesicle trafficking associated, spatacsin. Gene Ontology annotation, biological process: chemical synaptic transmission; synaptic vesicle transport; axon extension. The record is from RefSeq and is a predicted model, not a curated record. The transcript is spliced from 40 exons. The coding region runs from base 127 to 7227 and encodes 2366 amino acids. Gene Ontology annotation, cellular component: cytoplasm; axon; synapse. NCBI's taxonomy places the organism in Eukaryota, Metazoa, Chordata, Actinopteri, Syngnathiformes, Syngnathidae.
CAGCUGACGGUUGUGACGUAUCACGUGACCGGUGCGUAAUGUUUACAAAAAAAGAAGGGGAAAUGUCUUAGGUUUGUGGGUAGUCUGGAUGCGUUUUUGUGAACUGGAAGUUUCCUGCGGGUCGAGAUGGCGGAGCGCUCCUCCGCGAUCGAAGUGGCUCUUCUGCCGGCCAAGGAGCACUGGCGGGAGGUGGGUGAUGUCCGCAAGGCUCAGCUCGCUCCCGGGAGCGGCGCUUUGCUCGGCUGCCUGGAGAUGGAUGGAACGCUGAUGCUGUGGGACCCGGCCGACGAGGUUGCUCCAGUGAAGCUAGACGGAACCUAUCAGGACUUUACCUGGGAGGAGGCUCCAAGUGGUUGCCCAGGAGGAGGCGGAGUCACGCGCCUGCUGGCCGUGGGCACCGGGUGCGAGCUGAGGAUGUUGGAGGUGAAUGGUGAAAGAGGAACGGCGCUUUCUGUGCACCUUGUUGGCGAGUGUCCUGCCCAGCGCCUACUGCAGGAGCAGCAUGAUUACUCAGGUGGAUGUAACCCGCAGAUGGCACGUGUGCUGUCGUUUGUAUCGGGUCACUGCCAAAUGCUAUUGGAUGGGGUCUGGCUUCUGCGUUUGGAGUGGUCACUAGCACAGGAAGUGGCGCAGGUUAUAAACUGUAACCGCCUGGGCCUGAUGGACAAUGGUGCUGGGGCUGCGGUCCAGUGCUGCGUGCGCCAACAUGUUGCCUUCAUCCUCAGGGAAAGCGGACGGAUCUACAUUUAUGAUGUAAUCGACGGCUUUCACUUGGCCACUGUGCACGUUGCCGCCUACCUGAGCAGCGGGAUGACAGAGGAGGUGGAUUUGGCCACCUCAUGGUCACAAUUGCGCCACCUGGAGGUGUCGGCCGACAUGAGUACGGUCGUCGUCAUCACGCACAACAAUGUUGCCGGCGCCAUUGAUCUCGACCAUUACUUCAGGAGGAACGCUGAUCACCUGCUGUGUCAAGCACCACCCACUGGACCACCCCUCCGACCCCAACAACCGAUCGAUGAGGACAAAAUGACAAGUGCCAGCAGCACCCUGGCCGCGCUGGGCCUCACCUUCAAUGCAGACAGGUCCUGGGGCGUUCGUCUGGCAUCAUUGUACAACGCGGCCCAGAAGUCUUCCUUGCUCCCAUCAUUCCAACCGGCCGCCACCUCCUGGUCUUCAUCACUUCCCCGCCAUGGUUCCAGCCCAGCCGCGCCGCCGGGCCGUAGCAGAGUCCCUCUCGGGGGCGCCAACAUCACCUUCGCAGUGCCGGAGUCAUCCGCCCCGUCUCUGCUGUCAGUCUGCGACUUCUCCGCUAUGUUGGUGUUUGCAUCCCCAGGAAACAUGCAGAGCACCGCUGUCUUAUGGGACUUUGCGUCCGGGAACGUGAGCUACCACCAGGUGGAGGGCCCUGCCGUGGUGGUGGAACUGUGUGGACAGAAACAUCAUGCUGUGCUCCUCAAGAAGUCGGGAAUGUUCCAGGUUUUGUUCUCAGUGUCGCAGCAGGAGCUCCUGAGCAGUUUGAUGAUGUUUGGCAGCGCGGCCACCGUGGAUGCACUUUGUCACUUAAACACGUGGGAGCGCUGCUCCAUCCCCAUCCACUCCCUGAAGGCAGGAGUUAAAAACCGGCAACUGGACACGGUGGACUUCUACCUGAAGAGCAAAGAAGACCUUUUGAAAACGCACAGCACCAUCAGCCUCACGGAGCGUGUCCAGACUUUGUGUCCCGCCUUGGACCUGCUGUGUGCCGCCAUCCGGGAAUCGAGAAACGACGCUCAAAGCCGGCAGUUCUCGGAGCAACUGCUUCUCAUCACGAUAAGCUUCGUCAACGCGCAGAUACGCUACAUUCUAACGCACAUGAGCUACGAGGAUGAAGACGUGCGCGGCUGCGUGGACGUUCUGAACAAGUACCUGGCGGAACUCAGGACUUUCUUGAAGAAAUACCCGUGGCCUGCAGAGGGAGCCAAAGAUCACAACGAUCAACCACCAGGGGAGGAGGAGGAGGAGGAGGUGGAUGAAUGGGACGGGCUUCCAGCAGAGGAAGUGGUCCGUCUAUCAGUCCUGAGCAAUCAAAUCCCCAGAGCCCAGGCGGUGUUCAGGCGGCAGGGCCUUCCCGAGGGGCGUCUUCCAGCCCUGAGGGCGACAGGCCUGCGUCUGGUCUUCUCGUGUCUGCAGGGACGAGACAUGUCAACCGCUAUCGCUCUCCUCACCAACAUGGGUUUCAAUGUGAAGAAGGAACUGCAUCGAAUCUGCCUCUACACAAACGACAGGGACCUCCGGGACUUUGUGGAGGAGGAACUAUGCAGACGGAGUCACUUUUCCAAAGAGGAGCUUGAUAGCGUGGCGUUCAUCAAGGAAGCAGCGAAUAUGGCUCCUCUCCCACGUCGCCAGUAUACAGACGGCACCUUGGAUUGCAGGUCGCUGCAGCUGCUCCUGCACGAGGAGGCAGCGGGAGAAGAGGAGGUCCUGGAGGAAGUGCUGGGAAAGGAGAUGUAUGAGCAGGAAGAGGAGGGGCUUUGGCAGAAAGUGAGGCUGGAUUGGGUGAAGAACUGGGAGCAGAGCAGCAGGACGGCCAUCUUGUUGUCCAGAUGCCGGCAUGACGAGUUGAGUUGGUGUGAUGGGGCAGUGCUGUGGAGUCACAUGACCUCAUUCCACAACCACACUGACUUGGCGGCCUGGAUGGAGAGCAGAGAGGCCUCUGGUGCCGCUCAGUGGCCCGACUUGACGGCACAAGUGGUCAACGACAAUACGCGGAGCAGCCACUUCCUCAGGGAGGAAAUCCUGGACACGCUCGCCAGGCGGGGUGUAUUCAUCCCUGACGAGCUGUCCGACUUGGAUCAACUUUUGUGGCGUGCGGCUCAGGGCGGCUGUCUUAUGACGCCGGCGCUCGUCCAUCGGCACCUUGGUCUGGACAUCCACUCGCGUGUCAUCAGUUGGUGUCUAGAACGCCAACUGCAGUUCCUCCUCUACACCUACCUGGAGCAUUACAAGUUGACUCCCAGGAACUGUCCUGUGCUGUCCAAUGGAGGUCCGACUCACUCGCAGCCCUGGUCAGACAUGAUGGUGAAAAUACAGGAGAUCACCACGAACCUGACAGAUCCAACGUUGGUCCAUCAGGCCAGUCUGACAUGUGCUCAGGUUCUCCUACCGGGAAGCCCCCCGUCCCUCAGCUCGCUUCUGCUGGAGGGUCACAGUCUGCUCGCCCUCGCCACCAUCAUGUUCGCUCCGGGGGGCAUCGACCAGGUGGUGGCCCAGGGUGAAAGUCAGUCAAAGGCGGAGUUCUCUAUAGAUCCACAGCUGAUGAAGAUGGCACUGACAGCGUACCCCAAACUAAAGGCGGCGCUGUUCCCAGCAGGGCCGCGAGGGCCUGGCGCCUUCACAGAUGUAUCCGUGUACCAUAUUCUUCAGGCACUGCAUCCUCUCGACCCAUGCCGACUGUUCGGCUGGCAGGAGGGAAAUUCACUGAACUCCGUCGAAACGAUAGAGCUGCCUCACUUCUCCAGCCCGCACUUGGUGGACUCCUUUGCCCUGGUUGAGCAGCUGGACUUCCUGUAUUAUCUGCAAAAUGGCCGGCCGUCCUUCGCCUUUGCCACCUUCCUGCUGCAGCAGCUGAUUGGCUGCGACCACGUCGGUCAAAUUUUGCAGAAAGCCCGGCAGCAAGUACACAUUUUGGCAGUGCAGAGUUUCAAUUUACCGUCAGUGGUGGCGGCAGCAGUUUGUUUCUGCGAGCUUCUUGGCCUUAACAGCGUCCAAAUCAGAGUCGACGUUAAUGUCCUCAACACCAUCUGGACACACUGGAAACUCAACCGCACUCAUUGUGGAGACACACAACCUCUGCACACACUGGUGUCGAAAGGUGUCAAGCUUGUGGAGGCAGAGCCAGGAGCUGCGAAGGAACUGAUUGGCUACCUGGAAGCUGCUGUGAUUGACAGCUUGGAAGUCAAAGAUGUCAAAAGGAGUUCGUGGGAGGCCGCUCAGGAGUGGUCAUUGCCAGUGGAUUUUUGUCGUCUUCAUGGACUUCCUCUCAGCUGCGUUUAUCCCGCCCACUGCGCCCGUGACGGACACUUCCUCAAUUUCCUGUUGUUUGUACAAAUCCACCACUUUACAUCGCAGCAGGUUGGCUCCUUACUGUUCCAGUUUAGCCCCGCCCUCCAGGACCACUUGCAUAUGGCGUUUGGCGAGCUGCAGUUGUUCACUGGUGAAUCCUCAGUGGGCCCAGUCACCCCCCUAGACCUCUUCCAGGUACUGCUGCGGAGCCAAGAGGAGGCGGAGCCUAGCAUGUACCUGCUGCAAGAGGCAUUGAAGCAUCGUAGCCCCUCAUUGGCCGUGCUCGCUGCCUGUCAACAGGAGCCGGAAAUUGUGUCAUGCCUGUGCGUGUGGCUCCUCACUGUCAUCGAUGACGUCACAGCCCAGGAAGUCGCUAACCGCCUGUCUGCCGCCCCCCAACCUCACCUGUGGACCCUGCAGCACUUGUCAAUUAUCUGGAGAUCCUUCCUGGGCCAGGGGCUACAUGGAGCCCAAACCCUACUCCGGGGGUUCCAGCUCUUCAUAAGGGACUGCCCCCUGCUGGAUGUCCUUAGCAUGUUCCUGCUUUGCUACGACCACAAGAACUUCAACAAAGCCAAAAUCAAACUCCGAAACUUCCACACCAGCAUCAGCAGUUUGAGCAUCAGCGGCGAUGCGCCCCCCGGUGGUGUGCCGCUGCAGUGGUUAUGUAGCGAGGCAUGGUUUUUGCUAUUGCUCCUGUGUCAGCGCACGUGCUCACACUUUGAGCUGCAGCGACUCUUGCGGGUCUUGGCGGACGGCGACAUGAUGAGCAAAGACAGCGGUCCAGACUUCAAGAAACUGAGUCAGCUGAGUGACCUCCUGCAGGGUUCAGGAGUGUGCGUGAGACCCAAGUUGCUGCAGUGUAAUUCGUCCUCUGUGCAGCAGGAGGAGUUCCAGGCCACCAUAGAUGCUCUGCAGGCUAGCGGUUUCUACGCACAAGCACGAAGCGUCGCUACGCUCGCACAGCUUCCUGUACAACGGCUGCUCAUGUGUCAGUUGGUCCAGGAGUUGGAGCUUCAGCGUUCCAAGCGUCAGUGGUCCCGGCUCGAGACUCGUGUGUGCUUUUGGAGGAAGUGUCACCAGCAGCUCGAGGACAUGUGUGUGGAUCCCGACUGCGCUUUCCGCUUCUUCCUGUCUCAGGCGGACUCUGUAUCAUCGGCAGCUUCCGAAUUUCAAUCGGAGUUGCUGGCGGUACGUGAAGGCUGUUUGCUGCUUUCCAUCGCUGCCCGCUGGCUGUCGCAGCACCGUCCGGCACCGGUGGAGCAGAUAAAGAAUCUGGAGAAGAAGCUGUGGGUGGGCCGUGUCCGAGAGCAUGCCCUUGUGGUCGCUAUCCAGAGGGAGAGCGUCUUCAACCUCCUUCCGCCGGACGUCAACACGUACGACGUCCUCAUGAAGGACUUUUCAUUCUGCAACAUUCCCGAGCUCCGUACAGACACGCUCCUCAACCUAGAAGGACUUCCGGGUCCAGCUGAGGAGCAUCUGGAUGUGGAUCCGCUCCUUAAGCCAACAGAGAGGCAGACUCUCGCGCUGCUGCUGGAUGCUGCGUUGGACGCAGGAAGCAUCCACGAAGUCAGCCGUGCCUGUCGAUACUUUUCGCACUAUCAUCCUGAUCUGUGGCUGCUGCUACGCUGCCGAGGACUGGCGUCAGGAGAACUUGCACCUGAAACACUGGACGAACCUGACCUGCCGCCCAGGAGGCUCCUACACUCCUCGUCGUCCGUGAGCAGCUUGUCCUCCUUCGUGGUGCUUCCUCCUCUUCCUGAAGACGACAUUGCUGUCCAGCUGCAGAAGAUGGCUGAGCGGUGUCACCAUGGCAAUAACUACUGCAAACAAGUCCUCAGCCUCUACCAGCUCUCCAAGGAGCUGCAGUGUCCGUUCAGUCAGAUAAGCAGCGAGGAUCCCGCCUGCGUUCUCCAGAAGUUACUGCUGUGUGAUCAUCCAGAACGCUUCCGGAACGCUCAAAUGUUCAUCCGAGCUCAAAGUUUCUCCGCCGACGUUGUAGCUGAGUUGGUGGCGGCCACGCUGGUGCGAGCCAAACAGGAGCAUGCACACCAGAUGCAAACUGAGAGGCAGAUGAUCCGGCCGUCGGAGGGGAGAGACUCGCUUGUCCAGCUGAUUACUUUGUGUGAGGAUCCUAACCUGGUGGGACUCAAAGUUCUAGAGAAGCUGAAGGGCAUACCACUCAGGGAGCUCAGCUGCAUUGUAGAGUUGCUGAUCGUGGCUCACGACUGCUUCUGCGUGACAUGCAACAUGGAAGGAAUCGUCCGAGUGCUACAGGGCGCCAGACACUUAAGCCACGCCUACUUAGCACCCGGCGAGUACUAUGGCCUCUUGGUGCGCCUGCUGACAGGGAUCGGCAGAUACAACGAGAUGACGUACGUCUUUGACCUGCUCCAUCAGAACCAUUGCUUUGAGAUGCUGCUCAGGAAGAAAAUGGAUAUGGACAGAGGACAGAGCUCAAGCCUGAAGACGGCGCUGUUGGACUACAUCAAGCGUUGCCUGCCCGCCGACAGCGAGAAGCACAACAUGGUGGCGCUGUGUUUCAGCAUGAGGCGCGAGAUCGGCGAGAACCACGAGAUGGCCGCCAGGACGCAGCUUAAGAUCAUCCAGUCUCAGGCCUGGGUAUUGUCUCCAGACCUCAAAAGUUCCCUGCUCAAAGUUUUGUCUCUGCUCAAAGACGCCGCAGAGAGCUUCUCCAAGGACUCGUGCGUGCAUCAGGCGAGUCGCUGCGUGCGAUUGGCCAAGCUGGUCACGCUUCAGCUGCACUUUCUCAAUCAAGGCUCCACACUCCGCUUGGUCAACCUACAGCCUGCUGACAUGAUGGAUGCCGCCAUGGCGCUGCCCAGAUGCUACCAGGUGUUGGUGUUGUCAGAGGCCUACGGCUACAGCCCAGAUUGGGCGGAGCUUGUGUACCAGAAGGCGGUCCUUAAUGGCGAUUUUGCUUACCUGGAUGAGCUGAAGAGACUCCGCCCACUUAGCUCAGGCCUAUUUGAGGACAUUUUUAAGAAGCUGGACGGUGCCCCCAGUGGCGCAAUGGCGAACAUACGCCGUCUGCUUACAUACUGCGAUGACAUUUACUUGCGCUACCGCCUGGCAUACCAACGACAGCUCGACGAUGUCACCAAGAUGUUGCUCCAGGACGCAGCCACCUCCAGCUACCUCAACGACGCCAUCGGUGCACACUGACGCGUUGGCACCUGGACAAGAGCAGCAUGGUGUAUCUCAAAUCAAAAUGUCAUCUUGUAAAUGAUUUGGUAUGGCAUUAAUCUGUCAGAAAAGAAUUGUUGCAAUGUUUUUAAUCAAGAAAAAUAGCUCUGUAAAUUACUUCAUUGUGUAAAGACAUAACAGUAACAGCAUAAUUAAAAAGGAAAUGAACUGUCUUUCCCUUAAUUAACAUCAAUAUGAUGAUUUCAUGUUAUGACAUCACAUUGUAUAAAGUGUGAUGUCAUACUUGGAUAAUUUGUUUUGAUAUAUUAUGACAUCAUGCAUGAUCCCAUACAACAAACUGGACAGAACCACUCAUAUCCUAUUAUACAAUGUAAACUGUGUACACAACCACUCGAUACAAAUUUUGCCUUUUAAAUAAAGUCGUACAUGGCUCUAAAUGCUGAGUCACUCCAA